UCCCGGAGCCGCUGGUUUGCUCCUCCGGGCUGGUGCUUCGAGUUAUACCGGUUUAGGGAGUUUACUCCACUCCGCGGAUAUAAACCAGAGCCGUGCACGACCACACAGCUUUGGAGUCGUGUAGCACAUCACGCUCUCCUUUCCCCACGAGCAAAGGCACGUUUCAAACUGUCCGUGGACAAAGCUCGGCGACAUGUCGCUGCGUUUGGGUCGAGCCGCGCUGCUGUCGGGAUUAUGUCAACAGAGGCGUUUCGUGGAGAGACGGGAAUGAACACGCAUCUUCAAAUCUAGGAUUAUAGCAGCCAAUAAACACGAUGGAUGAUCGACGGAAAAAGAAGCUGACAUUCUUCACCAUUGGGCUUAUAUUUCUUCUCAGCGGUGUGGAAUAUGUCCCCAGCGGUAAUAUUGCCCACCAUAUGGAGGUAUUUGCAGACAUUGGAUGCAGCACCUUACUUUCUGGGUUUGGCCCUGUCGGCAUUCAGCUUGAGCGGUCUCCUGACGGGACCGCUGUUUGGCCACUGGUCCGACCGAACACGGACCACCAAGAAGAUCAUCUUAUUUGCCAACGUUUUUGAGAUGAUUGGUAAUUUUAUGUACUUCAUGGGCUUCUCUAAGUGGCUGUUGCUGUCAAGCAGACUUGUGGCAGGAAUCGGCACAGGUGCUGGCUCGUCGAUCUUUGGCUUCCUGACCCGAAGCACUUCCCCUGAGGACCGCGCCACUGCAUUUGCUGCUGUCAUGGCAUGUCGACAAGCUGGCCUUUUGAUUGGUCCAGCAUUUAACAUCUUCCUGAGGCUGUCUGAUUUCCACCUGGGUCCUUUUGUGGUCAAUAAAUAUACUGCGCCAGGGUUGUUCAUGUGCCUGAUGUGGACUCUCCUUCAAGUGGCGGUGAUCUUCAUGUACUGGGACCUUCCGCCUCUGGAGAAGGGCAAGGCCAAAGGGAGUCUUCCAAGCCAGAGCGGGGAGGAGGAGGAGGAUGAUCAUCAAGGGAUUGUGAAAGAGGACAAUGAUGAGGAAAAGCCGCUAAUGGGGUCGCAGGAGCUGGGAGGGUCCUACGGCUCAGUUGUGACAGCCGACCCACCCGGGUACGACUCCUCUUCUGCCUCAAAUGCCACGUUGAAUCAUAUCUCACCACCGCCGUCUCCCGUGCCACCACCAGAGUCCCAUGUGUCUCCCAGCCCUUUUAAGAAUGUCAGCAUAUCCCAAGAGUUCCUGAGAGAAGAAGUGGUCGUGCUGCUGGCUGCUCAGUUCAUCACCCUCUUCAAUCAGACAGCGCUGGAGACCAUGGUCACUCCGAUGACCCAGAAGUACUUCAACUACGGGGAGCUGGAGAACAGUGUGAUGUACUGCCUGUGCAGUGUGGAGGUGAUCGCUGGCUUCCUGUUUGUGCGCUGGCUGAGCCAGCGUGUUGCUGAGCGAGUAGUCCUGGCCAUCGGUCUGACCAUUUGCAACAUCUCUGCUGUCUGGUGCCUCGUCUUCUUGGCUAAACCCCUAGGUAGUUCCCCAUGGCAGUUAACGGAGUUCAUCAUUGGGGUGUUUCUGCAGGUUUUGGGUUUGCCGUUUGUAGCCGUGGCUCAGGUUUCCCUCUUCUCUAAAAUUACUUCUGAGAAAACACAAGGUUUCAGUCAGGGAGUGCGUCGCUCGGUGGGAGGUCUAGCUACCAUCCUGGGCCCUCUGUGGGCUGGUGGCCUAACCGAGAACUUGUACGUCAUGUUGGGGGUCAUGAUGGCUCUGCUGUUACUGAUGACGGUGAUGCUGGCUUUCUCAUACGACCGGCUAGUUGCACCAGCUACAGAGGAGCAAGUGGACGACUCGGACAACUGUGGCUAAUGCGAUGCAAUAAUAAUGGAUAUGGAAGGUAGCCUUUUAUGAACAUAAUAUAUUUAGUAAAGAUGACAUUGACUUACCAUUAUGUUUCCAAAAACAAUAAGACCUGCGUUUUAUUAAUGCAAGAUACAUUCUUGCAUGUAUACAUGGUAUAACGCAGGAACAAUACAAAUGCCUCCACAGUUUCACCUUCUGCAUUGGGACAAGCAUGCAGGGGGAUUCCACCCACACACCAACAUCACACACACCUCACACCUCACUUCCUCCUGGCAGAUUACUUAAUACUUGGACUGCUCCGAUUUGUCUGCAGAGGUUAAUCAAUAGACUCGUAUGGUGUAUAUCUACAUUUCCCAUGGAAAUAUGGAAUCUUGCUGUGUGUGCAAGGUUUAGAUGAAAAACCUUUCCAUCCUUUUGUGUUCCGGUAUUACACUUGGUGCAUCACGCUCUGAUUUUAAUGACCACACUGAAUGUGUGUGGAUUUAGAUGACCCAUGCCCUUGAGCUUUAAGGUUUUAAAUGAGCUGUUUAGCUUUGAUACUUGAUAAAAAAAACAUGAAGACCGGAUGUGUUGACUCCUCAGCAUUUAAAAUAUGUAUCAAGAUGAAAUUACCACAGGUUUCUUUAUGUGGGAAUUUAGAAAAAACAGGCUUUAUUAUCCUCCAAAUUAAAAUAUUUGUAGUUUAGACCAAUAUGUUACCUGCUGAUACAUCAGAAGGAAUUCAACUAAUUUCAAUCCACUACUUUACUCAUAUUUAUUCCAUCUACGUCUGUUAUAAUAAAGGACAAAGGCUAAUUUUUUACUAACAUAAAAUAACUGAAUUAAUGUGGGUUUUAACAAUUUGUUAUCCUGAGUCUUUAUUGUCCUAUUCUGCAUUUGAAACUUCACACUAAUACAAUUCUCAGGGAAACACUAAAUACAACAGAGAUUAUAAUUCAUGAUCUUCCUAAUCUUAAAGGCUGACAAAGGACAACACAAGUGUUCUGCUUAAAAAGAAAUCGAAUCGUUUGCUGCUGAUGUAGUACUUAUCCUCAACACUAGUGGGCACUCUUAGUCUUUCUAUUAACUAUAUCCCCGUCUUUCCUGCUGAGCCUAAUGCUUGUAGUGUAACCUCAGACGGUCUGAACUGUCGGUCAGGUGCACUAUCCCACACAAACACAUUUAGGGAACUGCUUCAUUGGGAACUUUGUUGUGCAAAAAUAGUAUAGUUGUUGUUUUAGUACAAACAAUGAACACCAAUCAGGGAAAUAACUAUUGUUAUAUCUCUUGGUGAUUUGUUCAGGUUUUAUAAUCACAAAACAUAUGUUAUAUACUAUUUCUAAAAAAUAUUUUGGCCCCUAACAUGUUCAUGCAAUUUGUUUUUAUUUCCAUGUCUCUUUACAGAAAAAAAUUAACUUCAUUUGCACUACAUUGGCUUGUAUUUCGUUAUUCUCAAGAAACGGAGUGUGUGUGUGCCGUGCACAGAAAAAAAUCGUAAUGCUAUUAAUUAUAAUAUAAUUUACAAGAAAAUAUAGAAGAGUAUUAUGUAUUAAUGUAUUAAUACAUUCAUAUUUAAUAUACAGUGUUUAUUUAAGAUCAUGCCUUUUUUUAGUAUGUAAAAUGUUAUCAACUGAAGGGCUUACAAAUUGAA
Molecule: messenger RNA, 3451 nt
Organism: Cyclopterus lumpus (lumpfish)
Lineage: Eukaryota; Metazoa; Chordata; Actinopteri; Perciformes; Cyclopteridae
Gene: mfsd8l1
Product: major facilitator superfamily domain containing 8-like 1
Exons: 11
Coding region: 388-1827 (479 amino acids)
Biological process (GO): transmembrane transport
Molecular function (GO): transmembrane transporter activity
Source: RefSeq, a predicted model, not a curated record